This is a messenger RNA of Paramuricea clavata, 6873 nucleotides long. NCBI's taxonomy places the organism in Eukaryota, Metazoa, Cnidaria, Anthozoa, Malacalcyonacea, Plexauridae. The record is from the annotation of a GenBank genome assembly.
AUGCAUUGUAGAUGUUGCGGAAAAUACAUCGUUCAUUAUAACACUGUGAGUUUAUUUGGAGAGACUGCUUCAAAGGAAAAUAUAAUAGAGGCAAUAGAAAAAUACGGUGGCAUAACAGUUCGUGCUACGGAAAUAGGCAAAUCUUCCAAGAUAUGCAGGUGCUGCUUUACUAUUUUGAAGGGUAUAAACGACCGAGUGAAAAAAAUUGCAUCACUCUGUCAAAGCGCUGCGGAAAAAUCAUCUGGUGAAGUAAUUGGUACAAGUCAUGCUAAACGCACAUACGAACAACAAAAAAGCCCAGCAAGUAAAACUUUAUCACCGUCCAUAAACCUUCAUAGACCAAAACGUAUAAGACCGUACCCUUCCCCUACGUCCACUUCUUUUGAGUCCCACCAACAGUCAGGACAAGCACAGCUAUAUCGUGGGUCGUUGUUGGCGACGUUUUCAUCUACGAUCGGACAGUCUAGAAUCCAAUCUGCGCAACCGUCAUCUCAAGUGACUGAGACUCGAAGUCAUGAAAUUCUUCGACUUGCUGGAUUACGGAGCGCUGAGGUAUUGUACCAAGUACCAUAAAUCCUUAAAUAAGCGCACCCGCUACUGUAGCAUGAGUAUAUGUAUAAUGAUUGUCUUUCCAAAUUUUCAUGAAUGAUUAUUGUGAUCAACUACACCCGUACCGUAUGUUCCUGAAACUAGGCACGUAACAAGCGAUAUCUGGGGGUGGGGGUCGACUUCCAAACAUUAUUUUGCGAUAACGGGUGGGGGUUAAAAAUACUUUUUCAGACCUUUUUCGACCUCAAUUUUUCAGAAUAUUCCUUAAUAUUUAACACGUUAUGCAAUUCUAGCAUUCCGGGGCCCCAUCUGGGGAAAUUGGGCCCUCUUUCUUGACUUUUCUUUGGGAGGAGGGGGGCAGGUUACACCCCCAGCAGUAUCUGUUUCUAUUUACUUCUGUCCCUUAAAAGUCCAAUCAUAGAGGGCUCCUUUCUAUUAACCUCUCCACCUUUAUAUUACACCCCUAAUUAUUGAGCUUCCUUUCUAUUACCCCCUCCCUAAUAAGCUCCUCAAAUAAGCUCUCCUGUAUUAAGCCCCCUUUCUUUACAGCCCCCUUUCCAAUAGGCCCCGUUCCAGUCUCCUCUCCAUUAAGCCCCUUUUCUAUUAGCUCUCAUCUCUAUUAGUUUUAUAUUUAUUACGCCCAUUCUCUAUUACACCCGCUAUUGAGCGCCCAUUCUCUAUUAUACCCCUGUUUUAACCCCAUCUCUAAUAAACUUCCUGAUUGUGCUAAUAUGUUCUUUCGAUAGAAACACAAUAACUUAAAGUUCCUGUAUUUGGAUGCUUAACACUCCCCCCCCCCCCCAUCACGUCCCUGACGUCUAAAGGCGCAGCAUCAUUAUGCACUCACAACCUCAACCACCAGUCUCCCAGUGCAAGGAAUGCAUCUUACGUGUCAAAAAGGCAUAACUUAAAACGAUAGUAUUUUUUAAGUAAGUGAGUAAAUUGCCUAACCUUUGUACACAAAUAUUUUUUUAGAGUUCCCAGACACAACCUAUGUUGACAGAAAGCGAUGCCAAAAGUCUGUACUUAGCUUUGAACACACGAAUUCCUGCAGAAAUUUGUCGGGUCAUUUUUUCAUUGCCCAACUUAAGAAGCUCUGUUAAGUAUACUAUGAUGAAAGAGAUUGACGAUCAAUGUAAUAAGUUAUGUAUACGUAAACGCCGCGACACUGGACAGGAGCCCUCAGUUCUACUUACCAAGCGUAAGGACACAAAGCAACAGUUAGAGGAAUUCACGUGGACAAAAGUACUAGAAGAGAUGAAAGAAAGAGCACCGGAUGUUUUAGAUUUUCUAUGUUCAAUAAGUAUUCCCAAACUCAAAGAUACGGACAAACAGGUCGCGCCACUCUGUGUAGCAUAUGGUAUCCUGCUCAACAACAGAUGGAGGGAACUUAGUGUAAUUCAAAAAGUUAUAACAACCUUGUUUGGAGUAGGACAUUGCACAGCGAAGGUAUAUUACUUGAAAAUAUCACUGCCAUGAAUUUGAUAUGAAUUAAAUCAUAAUCAUAUUUUCAUGUUCAAACUUUCAGUUUCAUGUUCCACUUUCAGUACGUUAUAAUUUGGCCUUCAUUCCGUUUUAUACGUACUAUACGUUUGCUAUGAGAAUUCUCAUUCAGUCAUCCAACUAACAGCUAGCAUAUCCUUUAGUUAUACAGUCUGUCAAGGUAUCGACCUUACAACAGAUCGCACAAUUGUCGAUCUGCUUUCCUUUACAAUUUUCCAAACCUACUCACGAUUUCAUGCACGUAAAUAUUAAUAAUUUUAUUUCUUCUCUUCUUCCUAUACAGACAUUUGACCGAUGUAACGCUCUUGGGAUUUGCCAGGUACGGCAUUCUUUCAGGAACAUUUUGGACGAUCUGCAGGACGGCGUUAUGGAUUACAUCAGAAAAAUGGUUAAAGAAGGAAAAGAAAUCCGAUGGACAUUCGAUAAUUUCGACUUCAACAUUUUAACCAACAUCAUCAUUAGUGGAUAUAAGAAUUCAGACAUGCAUUGGAUAUGUCAAUAUAUAACAUUCGACAGAGUACCGUCUUCCCACUUGGACGACUCCAAACCAUUGGUUGAAGAUAUCUCCAAAUUUGAGAACAAGGAGUAUCUGCUGUCUAAAAGUGAAUUGCAGAAUACGCGAUUCGAGUAUAUUGUGCUGAUUAGCCGGAUUCUAUUGGACUUUUUUCCGUGUUUGAAAGUUAUAAAGAACGUUGUUCCCUCCCAUAUCGAGCAUGUAUUUUCCAAGGAAAUGGCCGAGAAAUCAGAAGUUAUUAACAUGCCAGUAGUACCAUUCAACCAAAAUAAAACAGCGGACAUUUGCAAGUACGUAGAAUAUGUCACUGAGUUUUUGUACCAAGUUUAUCGUGAUCCGAGCGAAGAUGAGCCAGAAUGUCUUGAUGAGACGCCAUCAUCAGCUGAGACCGCAGCUAAAAAGUCUGAAGUACUUCAAAACGUGAAGGUUCCACUGGUUGGAGACCUUCUUGGUAGAGAGAGGUUGACUGGUGCUAAGAAGACUAGAACGGGGUGUGACUAUUCAAGCGAUAAUUUGAACAGACAGUGGAAAUCCCAGCUGUUUGGCACGCAAAACAGUUUUUUUUAAGCGUAAGUCAGCAAUACUCGUGAUACAAAUAUAGUAAUAUACGAUAAAACGUAAUGACCACUGCAUUUACACUUGCAUGCAUGUUCUUUAGCGUUAAUUGGUUAAAAUAACGCGAGGUUGAGAGUCGAUCACAUUGAGAAGCUAUGGUUAAAUUUGUCCCGCGGUCAAACGAGACAAGAGGUGGAGAUAUAGAUUCAUGUCUCGCUGUUCAUGAGUUAGGGUCAGCGGUUAGGGUUAUAGUCAGGGUUAAGGACACAGAGUAAAUACAUAUACAUAGCUGUAACUGACCGUUGUAAACACUGCGGAAGCGUACGUUUUCAUGUACCCACUUUUUUUCUGGCGACCGGGCAAAAAAUGAUCAACUGCGCGUGCUCUGCAAGUUCCGCGAGCAGUUGAAGCGAGUCGUCAUCCAAUCAGAUGCAUGCAUCUAGUAACUUGCUGAGCAUGCGCACAAAAAAGUGGGUACACUAGUUACAACUCUGUAUAUGUAUCUACUGUGUGGUAAGGAUGGGGCUCACCAUUCAUAAACAGCAAGACAUGAAUUUAUAACCAGAGUUGGGUGAGAGAUUAUUAGAGUUAGCAGAAUAUUAACGGUCAAACAAAUAAAAACUCAUCAACUCUUAUUAAAAUUCGGAUGUACAGUAUAGUGCCUAACUGACAUUAACACGUUUUGUGAUUGGUUUCCUGAAACAAAAGUGAUCAGUGUUUAUGACUAGUUCUUUAGAAAGAUGAUUUCUAUAGUUCAUAUGACAUUGUCAUUUCUUGUUAUUCUUAUCCUGGUGCAAAGCCUGUUUAGUCUAGUAGGUUUGUAAGCUUGGUAUGUUAUAAGUAACGAUUGUUCUAAGUAAGGUAAAUUUUGUCCGAAUCCACGCAUUAAGGCCCCGGUUGCAGGGUUUCAGAACAGUAUCAGAAAUAUCGUAACACUUAAAAUUGCGAUAUAUGAAAUAAAAAUAAUUGCGAUAUACGAAAUAAAACGAAAAAAACUGUUGAAGGGGGAAAUUUUGUGGGCAGAUAUUAGUAUCGCGUGAAUGGGACUAAAUACAAAACGAUCGCAAUGGACCCCAAACCCUUUUUUAUACAUCUAAUACAAACCAAUGUGUCAGUCAGUUAUGUGAUUGUAAUAUUAAUUAUUAUACUUUAUAGACUACAUGGAAACAUUUAUACACGCCAAAAAGUGCAAGAGAUGUUGGCACUAUCUAUCAUUUUCGCCAGAAAUUGGGCAAAAAGAACGUAUACAAUGACGUGAAAAAGAAUUUCAAGGCGUCUGCUGAAUUGUUGCAAGAAGUAACAAAGGCAUAUGUCUGCGAAGCAUUCAUGGAGUGGGCCGGUUUGGAUGACAUGGAUGGAAAACCAUCAAACAUAACGAUCCCACAUGCUAAUACCACCAAAGCAAUCAAGAAACAAUUCAUGGAAUCUGUAAUUGGAAACUUUGUUGACGAAUUCAUCCUCCCAGAUUUGGAUGCAGAGAAAGCCUUGUCACAAAAGAAAAGUCGACGUCAAACUACAACUGGUAAAAUAUCAUUUUUUUAUUCGAGCAUGCAGUUACUAGUUUCAAUAUACAGGGUUCGUAAUCUCCAAGAUCAAAAAAUUUCAAAGACUUUCAGAGACUGCCUCUGUCUAUUGUCAAAGACUUUUCAAAGACCUUUGAGAGCAAUCAGGUGUCGAAAAAUUGCGAUGUAUAAGCACCAUUUUUACCAGGUAAUUAGUUCCGUCAAAUCACGUCCUAAAAUGCACUUUUCGUCGAUAUUUGCGAAAAUUUUGCUUCAAUCAAUCUAUUUUAUUAGCUAGGAAAUCGUAUAAUCAAAUAAUCACUAAAGAAUUUAAAGACUUUCUUCGCUUUUUCACACACUUCAAAGACUCUUCAAAGACCUUACUUACAAGGAUUUCAAAGACCGCUACGAACCCUGAUAUAUACAGCCAAUUCAAAACAGGUUGUCCUUUGCACACUUAAACUCUAAGCGCGCAAAGCUUAAUGGGAGCAGAAGAUUCAAGCUUAGUAGUUGAACAUUGCAGCCAUUUGUGAAUGAAUUGCUCUCGUCAGGAGGUAUUUAACAUGUCUCUAAGAAAUGGGUUCCACAUAUGAUUUCUAAACGGAUUAAAUGAUGCUCCCAUUAUGCUUUGCACGUUUAGAGUUUAAGAUUUAGAGUUUAAAGUUUGCAAAGGACAACCUUUUUUGAAUUAGCUGUAUAUAAAUCAUAACACCACCGUAUACCGUACGUACUGAAAUAAUAUAACAGCAGGAUUAUAUUUGGACUACUCAUCGCCGCCAAGAGGGGGAGGGCAGGUGGACAAAUGGCCCCAUCAUCACAUAUGUAAAUGUUUACGAUCAGUAAAAAUAACCAUAAUGAUUUAUGUUUAUCAAAGUACAUAAAAUAUAUAACCAGUUAUACAACAAUUAUGUUGUUUGACUUUUUUCUUUUGCCACUUAUAGAUCAGCAGUCAACCCCUAUACAAAAUCAAAAUACUGCCACAGCUACAACGAGCAAAAAGGUCGCUGUUAUUCAAGUUGAUCCAAAGAGCACAUACAAACAAGGUAAACGAUUUCCACAUAUGUCGUUAAGAAUAUUGUACCCUGGAGAAAGAGCGUAUAUGCAUUGAAUAGUAUAAAAUUAUGAUUAUUAAUUUACUAUUGUUUAUUGAAAUAUAACUAGAUAUUAAAGACCAGCCAUUUUUAAUUCCGGAAACAUUACAUCCUAGAUGAAACGGUGGUUUUGCUGGGGAGCAACAUCAAGGACCUUGUGGGCGUUGGGCAAGCACAAACGUCGACGGACGGAAAUCAUGAAACAAGUAACGACAACACAGAAUAUUUCAAAAUAAAGAUCACUGCUGUCGUCAAUGCCACAUUAAUUACAGACGAACUGACAAAGGGUCAAGAUUUUGAAACGGGAAAAGAUGUUUUCUGGCCAAAAAAGCUUGUUGGCAGGCCAGUUCAAGUUGCCACUGUAUGUCAACCUCUGCCAAAAGAUGUCAACCAACGACCUACUCCCCAGCCACAAGAAGACCAUGUAUUCAACUAUGCUCUUCAGGUCAUACAAAUGGGAGUAUUCUUUAUGCAACUGGAUGACACGGAACAUGAAGGGGACGGGGAAAGAAUGAUGAGGAAUUGGAAAUUGCUGAUGUUGUACGCGAGAUGCUCGGGAAGAUCAAAAAAAUACGCUUUUGAAGCAAUGCGACUGAUAACGUACUGCAGAGCGUUAUACACAGAGAAAAUGGCACAUAGAGUCAUACAUGGCCAAUUUGUAAACCCAUCUGGUGGAAUGGGAAGAAAUUACGCAAAUGACCUGAAACAAGAACAUUUGGUAAAAUGCAAUAAAGUGAUUUUACGAGGACUAUGUGGCAAUAAAACAUUGAAAGCUGUGACCAGGGCCACCCAGAGUGCAUAUAAUGUCAAAAAGAUUACCGACAAUUUUGACCAAGAAUGCAACAUAAAACCAGAGUCACAGUCACAUACAUAUGGAGAUCCAAGCACUGACAUUACACAGAUGGUCAAUGUUCUCAGAAAAUUAAAGCCAUUUAGCUACACUAAUGGACGUAAACAUACAGCAUUUCCUACAAUUUCGAAUAGUCCUCUAAAUAAUGUGGAUACAUCUUCUCUCGAUGCAUGGUUGACAAGCAAGAAAAAGGCCAUUGCCAAAAACCCAUUCUUGGGUUACGAAGCUGAAGAUGGAGAAGAAAGUGAAGAAGAGGAUGAUGAUGACCUAACUACACUUGAGGAUUUGGAUGAAGAGGAAAAUAUGUAG